This is a messenger RNA of Ambispora leptoticha, 1608 nucleotides long. NCBI's taxonomy places the organism in Eukaryota, Fungi, Glomeromycota, Glomeromycetes, Archaeosporales, Ambisporaceae. The record is from the annotation of a GenBank genome assembly.
AUGUUAUCUGACGUCAAAGAGCCUGAAUCUUCAUUCAAAUAUUUUCUGAACACUCCCUGCCAAGACUGGGACGCAGUUAAAUAUCUUGAAGCAUUAGAAGAUUGCAAUUCGAAUAAGGCGACUGUAACAAGAAAUUUCAACAAGCACUUGCAGAAUAUAAAGGAACAAGGUACAGAAAAGGAAAAGAAGAAUGCAGUACGUCUCGAAGGUCAAUUCAAGCUACCCAUGGAACUACGUCUUCGCAUGGUUAUGGACUACGUCUCCGCUGUUGGCUACGGCUACCCAUGGAACUACGUCUUCGCAUGGUUAUGGACUACGUCUCCGCCACUGAAUCUAGAAAAACGGGACGAAUCUACAAUUUUUGGUCGAAUACAGAUCGGUUGCAUUGGUAAUAAUGUUCAAGCAAGAUGCAAACGAGAUUAUAAAAUCCAUGAACAACCGAGCGUUGAAGAAGAAACAUCAGCAAUACCAACGAAAAUGAGGAAAUUAGAUGAAAAAUUUAACGCAACGAAGUCUUCCUCUGACUCUACAAACGUACAACAAACAUCCACCAUUUCUGAACCUGAUGGUGUAAGCACUGAAGAGCUCGAGGACGACGAGGAAAUUAAAUUUGAUCUAACAAACAUUUCGAUGGAAUUGAAGCGUGAACCAACGGUUAAAUGGGAGGUUGGUUGUAUUAAUGUAACCGAUAGAUUUCGGCGGUAUCAGAAAGACGUUCUCAAUAAGGCGGAGAGAGAGGGUUUAAAAUAUGAGAAUGUUUACGAACUCUUAGCUUUAUCGUCAAUCAUGGUGCUCUGCUGGCCAUGUCCGUACCCCAUGUUCACGAAACAAGAAUGGAAAGAAAUAACCAAAACUAAUCCUUAUACUAUAAAAGAACCGCCACUCCCACCUGAGAUUUCAUCUUCUCUUCGUGAUAUAGCUAGUAAACAUUUGAUUGGCGGAGAUGUCUUCAUGGAUUGUGGAAAAGCGGAGUUUAAUAGGAUGGUUGCACUCAUGUUUAACAACCUAUAUUAUGGUAUUCCAGAGGUUGCACCAUCGAAGUUAUCCGAGGAAGAACACUGUGCCAUGUUCAUUUAUCCAAUUUCUCGUUCGUUUCAUGGAUCUGAAAAAGAAUAUACACUUAGAUUAAAUCGUGCCAACGCAGGCUCAAAGACAAGACCAGACCUUUCUUGUACAGUGGAUGAUAUACCAAUCUUAAAUUCAGAGUUUAAGCCGGUGGGUUGUACCCCAUUACAACGAAAGAAGGAUAGAUUGAAAGUUCAUUUAAAAGGCCGAAAAUCAAUCAAUCAACAAUUGCAAAGUAAAGGAGGUCCGGGUGAAGCUGUCUUGUUUCUAAACAUGGGUGAUUCGAUGGAAUCAUUCUUCAUGGAUCUGAAGUACGAUGGGUUGUACCGCUCCUGGCCAUUUCUCACCACAAAACUGGUGAUCGACAAGGCUACGAUCCCAUUAGCAGAGUUUGCAAUCAGUCAUUUUGUGGCUUUGGAGGAACAUGUUGGAGAGAUCGCGAAGAACUUCAAAUAUCGAAGCAGUCAAUUCACACCACCGGCACAGAUGUCCUUUGUGCGCAAACUUCCAGAUUCUCCACAAGUAAAGAUGUUACUUCAUUAG